CCUCAUGUGCGCUCAUGUGACCGGGGUAAAGCCAAAACAGGAACAAAAUGGCUACUGCUACAGGGGACGAGGCAGCGGCUAUGGAUAGCAUCUCCCGGGCCCCAGCGGCUCAUUCUGCAGCUUUGAGUGCGCCUGGAGCCGGGAGUAAUCAAGCAGAACCCCCAGAGGAUGGAGCUGAAACCGCAGCACCUAAAAAGGGUGAUGGCGGGGUAGAGACAGCAGAGGAGGCUGUGGAGCCAGCAGAGCCUGAUAUAAACGAGUUAUGCAGCGAUAUGUUUGAAAAGAUGGCAAUAUUUCUACAAGGGGAACUCACAGCUACAUGUGAAGAUUACCGCUUGUUGGAGAAUAUGAACAAGCUGACCAGCCUGAAGUACAUGGAAAUGAAGGACAUCAGCAUAAACAUCAGUCGUAACCUACAGGACCUUAAUAACAAAUAUGCCAGCCUUCAGCCAUACUUGGAUCAGAUAAAUGAAAUUGAGGAGCAUGUCACUUCACUUGAGCAGGCUGCAUACAAACUGGAUGCUUACUCUAAGAAGCUAGAAGCUAGGUUCAAGAAACUAGAGAAGCGAUGAUAGCUGGAGAUUCCUAGCCACCUUUCUUAGCCUGCUGCCUUACCUCCUUGUCUCCUCGGUGGUGGAGCAGCAGGAGGAUGUGAACUGAGACUGAAAUAACAAACAGUCAGAAACACUUGGACACUUGAACGCACCUCAGAAGAACCACCAAAGGCCGAAGUCGAGGAGCAGAGAGAAGCGGUGUUGGCUCUGUUUAAGCCCCAGUUGAGAAGGACUGUUUUUGACAGCUAUCUGGUGUGAAGGAGGUUAGACCAGUGCGUGCCCUUGGAGUUACUGGAAUUUUUGUAUGUAGGUCAAAUUGUUAAAAAAAGAAUAACUAGCAUUUGAUAAUUGAAGGUUAUUGUUGCACUGUAGACUAAACAAAGCAUGUGUUACGAUAGCCAUUGAAAUGUCAGCCUAAAUAAUACAGUUAUCUAACUACAUAUCCACAGGUACCAGGCAAGAGGAAUGGGCAUGACUGUUCAUUUCUUAGUACUAGUUUGUGUAUUAAAUACAGCUAUACUUAAUUUAUGAUCAUAUUGUAUUGUUUAAAAUUUAUUUAAUAUUUAGUCCAAGGUCUGUCAUUGGUUACAUACAGUAACAUACACUAAACAAAAACACAAACGAAAAGUGCACUCUGUCUGGCCCUUGUUUUUUUCCAUAUACCCACUGAAAGAAGUGUCUUGGAAUAAUUUUAAAUUAUUCAUUAAUUUAAAUUGAUAAACUGUAUGCAUUUCUAGCCUUCAUCAGCAGAUGGCAGUCAUGCUCUUUUCUAAACCUAAUCUUGGGUCUAUUUAUCUCUGGUAAAAUAUGAGGUAAAUAGACACUUCUUGCUUAAUAUAACCACAAUUAGCAGAACCUGGCAUUAACUAUAACUACAUGUAAUAUUUUCUGCUUUUAUACUAAUAAAAACAAAAUAUACAAUCUAAAA
Boleophthalmus pectinirostris (great blue-spotted mudskipper) is the source of this 1482-nucleotide messenger RNA. RefSeq names its product biogenesis of lysosomal organelles complex-1, subunit 2 (gene bloc1s2). Bases 48 to 572 code for a protein of 174 amino acids. Gene Ontology annotation, biological process: lysosome localization; endosomal transport. Gene Ontology annotation, cellular component: BLOC-1 complex; gamma-tubulin complex; BORC complex. Gene Ontology annotation, molecular function: gamma-tubulin binding. The record is from RefSeq and is a predicted model, not a curated record. Lineage: Eukaryota; Metazoa; Chordata; Actinopteri; Gobiiformes; Gobiidae. The transcript is spliced from 5 exons.